GACGCGUUUUAUAUUUUUUUUAGCCUUUUCUCCCUGCGUACACUUUACGCAUAAAAAAUAAUAAUGACAGAAGUGAACUAUGACUUGAUUAAAUCAGAUCAUUUUUACAGUACACUGAAGAGCUCUAUACGAGAUGGCGAUCCAAAUGUUCUAACCGCACUCACGGUACGACGCGAUCUCGAAGAACGCAUAGGUCUUGAAGAAGGUUCAUUAAGCGAAAAACCUUGGAAGCAACUUGUCAACAAGCUAAUUGACCAAGCAUUGGGCGAGGUACACGAUGAGCAACAAGAAGAAGAUGAAGAAAAGGAGCCAAAGCCGGAACCGAUGAAGGAAGAGGAUGAUACAAGCAAAGAUAAGGAGCAGCCUCAUCCGGAGAGUCCGGGUACUGCCAAAAUUAAACACGAGGAAAAGGACGAAAAAGAAGUACGGACUUCCACAGCAGAAAAGCAAGAGAGCGAAGAAAGUGAUUCGUAUGAGGAACCAGUAGUGAUAAAGAAGGAAGCAUUAACCCCCGAGAAGAAAAAGAAAAAACGUGCAAAGAAGAGUGAUACUGCGGCGCCUUCAAAAACAAAGAAAUCGUCCAAGACAACAAAAGCCGAAAAGUCACCAGAACCGGCAGCAACAACGUCUGGGCACAGUGGAUCCGAUAGUGACGAUGAUUUAGUAGUAGGAUCGUCUGCAACAACAAAGUCGAAAGGAAAAGGCAAAAAAACAGAGGAUUCUAAAGGGUCAUCAGCAAGCGAAGAAAAGAUUAAACGGUUGAAAAUGUAUAUCAACAAAUGUGGCGUCCGCAAAAAAUGGGUCACGGAACUUGCUGGAAUGAGAGUGGGCCAACAAAUUGAUAAAUUACAAUCAAUACUUCGGGAGCUUGGCGUUAAAGGGCGUCCGACGUUGGAAAAAUGUCAAAAAGUCAAAGCGGAACGAGAGCUUAAGGCUGAAAUAGCCAGCUUAAAUGCAGAGAACAUCCUCAAUGAAGACGAGCAAGAAAGCGGCAGACGCACACGACAAUCACAGCAGCCCACGAAAAGAAAACGACGAGUGAUUUCAUCUGAUGAAGAAGACGAAGACGAGGAAUCGAAUGACCAGCCACCGUCUAAAACUGCAAAAGCGUCAUCUCCUGGGCUGGACCUGUCAUUUCUUGGCGAUCAAAGUUCAGAAAGCGAUUGAUGUAUAAUCAAAAACUAUUUACUAUGUCACUACUCGGCACCGAAUUACUUAGCUAAUAACCUAAAGCUGAAAGAUUGAUAGCGGCUAUAAAUAAAGUAAAUAGUGCUUUUUGUUCAGGGAGGUAGGGGAAACACAACUCAGGCUACAUGGCGUGCUUAAAAGACGCAACAAAAUGGAUUUUGAGUAGAGAGUGUACGUGAAAACCGGCCUGAGCACUGAAAAAAAAACCGAGUUCUCAAAUAAUCAAAAGGGACGCGAUUACUCAUGCGUGUAGUAAUAGAUGCAUGGGAUUGAAGGGUCGUAGUAGUGUCUAUAGCAAAGACUGUGAAUUAAAAACGUGCUUUAUUUCAUUGUCGAUAUACAGUAUGGCCGUGCGUGGUUGCAUGUCAAAUAUGAAUUGUGUUCCAACUGCUGGUCUGGUAAGGGGCUUGAGAGCUUGG
Messenger RNA from Zychaea mexicana, 1607 nucleotides. RefSeq lists its product as uncharacterized. The coding region runs from base 64 to 1167 and encodes 367 amino acids. The transcript has 9 exons. Gene Ontology annotation, cellular component: nucleus. The record is from RefSeq and is a predicted model, not a curated record. Lineage: Eukaryota; Fungi; Mucoromycota; Mucoromycetes; Mucorales; Lichtheimiaceae.